AUGUCAACAAGUGAUCCAUCUACUGCAAUUGAUGUUGAUUUAACACGUUCGACAAAUGGAAUAUGGCUUGUAAAAGUACCAAAAUAUUUAUCACAAAUUCUUAGUGAAUAUGGAGAUGGUGCAAUAAAUGGUGAGGUUGGACGUUUAGUUUUACGACCACCAUCACAACAAUCCGGCAAGGAAGCAACAAAAAUGUCACCUGCUGCACGUACAAAAGAUGUUUCAUUUUGUCUUAAUGAUCAAAUUAUGAAAAAAAUAAAAGAAAAAAAUUCAUCAAAAGAUUAUACAUUACCACCACCAGAACAUCGUUUCUGUUUUACUGAUAUAUCUGAUGGUGUUCUUCGUACAGUUUAUUCUCGCACUAAAAAUCAUUCCAAUUCACCAACGCGUGAACAAAUAUCAGUUGUUGGUAAAGUUAUACGACGUGCUGAAAUUCGCCCAGUUGAAAAUGAACAAUAUAUGUCAAUGAAACGAAAACAUUUUGAAACAUCACAAGAACCAGCACGUAAAGCUCAGAUGAUAGAUAAGAUAGCGAAUGUUUAUAAACCAAAACGCGAUCAUGAAGCAAAUAUACAACGUAAAAAAAACGAAGCAACAACGGAAAAACUUGUACGAAGCCCAGAAGAGAUUGUUGUUGAUCGUAUAUUUGAAGCUUUCACAAAAAAUCAAUAUAUAUCAAUGUCAUCACUUCAAACAAUAACACAGCAACCAAGAAAUUUCUUACAACAGCUUGUUAAAAGAUAUUGUAAUUAUAAUAAUGCGGGACAUACAUAUGAAUUAAAACAACAAUAUCGACAUUAUGGUACACAAAAAGAGGAAAAAGAUGAUGAUGAUGAUGAUGAUGAUAUUGAAGAUGAUGACGAUGAUACUGAAGAUGAUGACGAUAACAAUAUAUAA
Messenger RNA from Adineta steineri, 897 nucleotides. The record is from the annotation of a GenBank genome assembly. NCBI's taxonomy places the organism in Eukaryota, Metazoa, Rotifera, Eurotatoria, Adinetida, Adinetidae.